AUGGAGAAGAAUAAUGCUGUCGACCCUGAGCUUGGCGUUGACUAUGAAAAGGUCGAUAUGUUGACGCAUGAGGCCAAACCCCGAGCCUCUAAACAAGCGAGUAUUCAAGAUGUUCCCAAAACCCGCAUGCGAAACUUCAUGGAUAGCUUCAGGCCUGCAGACGUUGAUGCCAACUCGCCUCCCCAACAGGCCCAUGAACCUUCCCAAGAUGACGAGAGCCCUUCGGCCCCUCCGGAGAAACUCGCUCGAAAGCUUAAAAGCCGCCAUAUGAAACUCAUGGCCAUUGCAAGUUGCGUCGGCACAGGCUUGUUCGUUGGCAGCGGAAAGGCUUUGGCAAGCGGUGGACCAGCUUCGCUGCUCAUCGCGUAUGGACUGAUCGGCAUCAUGAUUUACUGCACCAUGCAUGCUCUUGGCGAAAUGGGCGUGCUGUUCCCCGUUGCUGGCUCAUUUGCCGCCUUCUCCACUCGCUUCUUGGAUCCAGCUUGGGGCUUCGCCAUGGGCUGGAACUAUACCAUUUCCUGGCUCGUUACUUUGCCGCUGGAAAUCACUGCCGCGAGUAUGACUAUUGGGUUUUGGCCUGGAGCGAGAGAAACGAAUAGCGCGGCAUGGGUGGCCAUCUUUUGGGUCGUGGUUGUGUCCAUUAACCUUUUUAGUGUCAGGGGCUUUGGAGAGGCUGAGUUCAUCUUUUCCACCAUAAAAGUGAUUACUGUCAUUGGUUUCAUUAUUCUUGGAAUUAUCAUCGAUUGCGGAGGCUCCCCAUCGGGUGAUUAUAUUGGUGGGCGAUACUGGCACAGCCCAGGUGCUUUCAAUAAUGGCUUCAAGGGACUUUGCAGCGUCUUCGUGACGGCCGCGUUUGCCUAUGGGGGCACAGAGGUUGUCGGUCUCGCCGCAGCGGAAGCUGCCAACCCGAGAAAGGCAUUGCCAGCUGCAGUAAAGCAGGUGUUUUGGCGCAUUAUCCUGUUCUAUGUGCUCUGUCUCAUUGUCAUAGGCCUCCUAGUUCCUUACAACUCUCCUGAUCUUCUCAACGGCUCUGGAUCAUCGGAUGCCAACGCGUCCCCAUUUGUCAUCUCAAUCCGAAACGCUGGGAUUAAUGGCUUGCCGUCUGUUAUCAAUGCCGUCAUCUUAAUGUCCAUUCUUUCUGUCGGCAACGCUGCCGUGUACGGUUCAUCGCGUACCCUUGCUGCCAUGGCAGAUCAAGGACAGGCACCAAAGAUUCUGGGCUAUGUGGAUCGAUCAGGACGUCCUCUUGUCGCCAUCAUAUGCACUGCCAUAGUCGGCCUCGUCGCAUUCAUUGUAGCUGCGGGACCCGAUGUCGCAGAACAAGCCUUUGACUGGAUGCUCGCCAUUGCAGGGUUGGCACAGAUUUUCAACUGGGGAUCUAUUUGCCUGGCUCAUAUCCGUUUCCGACGUGCCUGGAAGUUACAAGGACAUUCCUUGAAUGACCUUCCCCACAGGUCUCAGGCUGGUGUCUACGGUUCUUGGCUUGGUUUCAUUAUCAACUGUCUCAUCGUGAUCGCGCAAUUCUGGACAGGGUUUGCCCCAGUUGGCUACGAGUCAAUGACUGCUCUUGAGCGCACCGAAUCUUGGUUUCAAUCUUGUCUGUCGCUCAUUAUUAUUCUCAUCACCUACGUGGGCUUCAAACUUUGGAAAAAGACGAAGAUAUGGAGAGCCAAAGACCUUGAUCUGGUCACUGGCCAGCGGGUUCUCAACCUCACGCAGAUUCUUGAGGCGGAGAGAAUGGAGAGACAAUCAUGGUCCGCUGGGAAGAGAAUUUGCAAGUUCCUGUGUUGA
This is a messenger RNA of Clonostachys byssicola, 1791 nucleotides long. NCBI's taxonomy places the organism in Eukaryota, Fungi, Ascomycota, Sordariomycetes, Hypocreales, Bionectriaceae. The record is from the annotation of a GenBank genome assembly.